AUGGGACAGCCUCAAAUCCCUCCUACCCCCCCGGGCACCAGCCUGGCUGGAAAGACUAUAAUCAUCACUGGCGGCAAUGCUGGUCUGGGUUUCGAGGCUGCUCGCCAAUUCCUCAUAUUGAAAGCAUCUAGGGUCAUCAUCGCCGUUCGCUCUAAGUCUAAGGGCCAAGAGGCUGUGUCGGCUCUCAGAGCCAACCUCGAGGUCAAGAAAGCCAACCCCCACGCCACAAUCCAAGCCUUCGAGCUCGAUCUCGACGACUACGAGUCAGGAUUGCUGUUCGCCGAGAAAGUCAAGACAGAGGUCAAGGAGCUAGAUGUUCUCCUAUGCAAUGGGGGGGUGAACCUCAUGGAUUAUCAAAAAAGCAAGAGUGGCCACGAACGCGUCAUGCAAGCCCUUGAGCUCCUGCCCCUUCUUCAAGCUACUGCCGCCAUUCGAGGUACUCCGUCGCACCUCACAAUCGUCGGCUCUGCUACUCAGACCACGCACACAUUGACCAAGAAGCCUGUCAUUGCAUCAGGGACGGUGUUUGACCACUUUGAUAAUCAGAAGACCUACAGCGGCGUCACCCGCUACAGUGAUAGUAAAUUAACCGCCAAUGCCUUCGUUCGUGCCCUUUUCAGGCAUGUCCCCACUUCCGACGUCAUUGUGAACAAUCUUUGCCCUGGGUUAGUCGCUACCGGCUUCGAUAAACACCUUUCUGGCUGGUUAAAGCCAAUUAUGUUUGUCUACCGCAAGGUAGCAGCUAGGAAUGUCGAGGAGGGUGGUCGUACUCUGGUCUACGCGGCCACCUUGGCGGGAUCCGAGACUCACGGGCAAUUUCUCCAGCACAACAAGAUUGACCAGGGCGCAUCAUUUUUAGACCAGGAAGCUGGUUCAAACUUUAUCGAAAAGCUCUGGGCUGAGAUGGUUGGAGAGGCUACUAAGAUCGAUCCUAAGCUAAAAAAAUAUGUCUACCCUCGGCAAGCUGUCAUCUAA
This is a messenger RNA of Venustampulla echinocandica, 975 nucleotides long. RefSeq lists its product as uncharacterized. Bases 1 to 975 code for a protein of 324 amino acids. The record is from RefSeq and is a predicted model, not a curated record. Lineage: Eukaryota; Fungi; Ascomycota; Leotiomycetes; Helotiales; Pleuroascaceae. The transcript has 3 exons.